UGGACACCAGUUGGUCAAAAAGUCAAGCAGGGCGGCGUGUAUGGAUGGUGGACGCACGAGGUGGUAGGAGAACGGCUGCUGUUACCUAACUAAAGCUGGAAAAAAGUGCAGCCAGUCCUGCUGAGGGAUUAGCUCCUUCCGCUGUGCUGUGAGGGAACCAAGAAUAACAAGGAUUACAGGGUCAACCUCCUCUCCACAACAUGGUCUUCCCUUCAGUGAUGGUGUUGCCCCUGCUGAUCGUCACGGCGGCAGGGCUAUACUACAUCUACAAUGAGCUCAUGCAGUACAUGGCCAAGUCUUUAGUGCGCAACAAAGUGGUGGUGAUCACUGACGCUGUGUCCGGUGUAGGACACGAGUGUGCUCAUCUCUUCCAUAAGGGUGGAGCCAGGCUCAUCCUGUGUGGAGCAAACUGGGAUAAGCUGGAGUCUCUGUAUGACUCUUUGACAAAUGAUGCUGACCCAAGUGAGACCUUUGCCCCCAAACUGGUAAUCCUGGACUUUAGCGACAUGGAGAGCAUGGAGGACGUGACGAGCGAGGUGGUGGAUUGUUAUGGAUGCGUGGACGUGUUGAUUUGUAACAGCAGCACGAAGCUCAAGGCUCCAGUGCAGAGUGUUUCCCUUGAACUGGAUAGAAACAUCAUGGACAUCAACUACUUUGGCCCGAGCACUUUGACAAAAGGAAUUCUUCCCACCAUGAUUCCAAGAAGAUCAGGACAGAUUAUCUUGGUCAACAGCAUCCAGGGCAGACUGGCUGUCCCAUUCAGGAGUUCCUAUGCAGCUUCUAAGCAUGCAGUGCAGGCCUUCUUUGACAGCCUUCGGGCUGAGGUGGAGGAGUACGGGAUCACCGUGAGCACUAUCAGUCACACUUUCAUCGAUGCCACUGCCCCGGCGUCUCCUGAAGAGCCUGCCUCCAAAUCAAACAGCUUGGCUGCAUUCGUCGCCAGGCGGUUGAGCCACGGAAUCCGUCCCUCAAUCCUGGCCAAUGAGAUUAUGCGAACGGUGAACCGGAAGAAGAAGGAAGUUGUGCUGGCUCAUCCCAUUCCUAGGGUGGCAGUUUACCUCCGAUCUUUCCUCCCCUCUUUCCUCUUUGCUGUCCUGGGUGCUGGAGUGAAGGACUCGCUCUUGGCUGAGCAGAUGCAAUAGCAGAAGAAAAGGCCAGAAAGAAGCUUCAAUUGUAUUGUGGAUAAGAAAUAAGAAGUCCGAUUAAAAAUGAAAGCCAAGUAACCAACUUCAAUGCAUCAUCCCACAAAAUGAAGCUUAAUUGGUCAAAUGCUGACAGAGACUAUUCUGCUACUUUUCCAAAUGAUCAUUUUAAACUUGACAUGACAUGAACAGUUGCCAUAAUAUUCAAAUCACUCAAAUAAUAACACAAAUGAUAUUGCGUAUUAAAAAUCUAAAGUUUGCUUAUUGCAUGUCAUUAAUAAAAGAGACAUUUACCUUGA
This is a messenger RNA of Syngnathus typhle (broad-nosed pipefish), 1441 nucleotides long. It is a transcript of the gene dhrs7cb, whose product is annotated as dehydrogenase/reductase (SDR family) member 7Cb. Gene Ontology annotation, molecular function: all-trans-retinol dehydrogenase (NAD+) activity. NCBI's taxonomy places the organism in Eukaryota, Metazoa, Chordata, Actinopteri, Syngnathiformes, Syngnathidae. The record is from RefSeq and is a predicted model, not a curated record. The transcript has 7 exons. Gene Ontology annotation, cellular component: sarcoplasmic reticulum membrane. Bases 201 to 1142 code for a protein of 313 amino acids. Gene Ontology annotation, biological process: regulation of release of sequestered calcium ion into cytosol by sarcoplasmic reticulum.